GCGCUGGCCUCUGCCCAGUCAGGGCCUGGGGACCCGGUGACACCGCCAAGUGGCACACGCAAUGCUCCCUGUCCCCGCCUUGACUCCUCCCCAGGCUGUCACUUACUCUGAGCGUAGUGGUUCUCAGCUCUGAUAGAAGUGGAAUUACUGGUCAAAGGGCACUCAGAUUUGGGAGAAGUGGCCCCAGAAAUAAAACCUUCAGAUAGCCAAACAGCCGUGGCAAUUGCAGAUUUGGAAUGGAGAGAAAUGGAAGGAGAUGACUGCGGGUUCCAUUAUGGAGAUGGUACAAAUGAGGCUCAGGACAAUGACUUCCCAACAGUGGAGAGAAGCAGGCUUCAGGAAAUGCUGUCCCUGCUGGGACUGGAGGCAUACCAGGUACAGAAGCUCAGCCUCCAGGACUCACUGCAGAUCAGUUUUGACAGCAUGAAGAACUGGGCUCCUCAGGUUCCCAAGGACUUGCCUUGGCAUUUCCUCAGGAAGCUGCAGGCCCUCAAUGCUGAAGCUAGGAAUACCACCAUGGUGCUGGACAUGCCUCCGGAUGUCUGGCCUGUGGAGAAAGAGAGCCAGAUGGAGGAGGAGAUGAUCUAUUGGGACCCAGCUGAGGACAUUGCUGCUGAUGAUAUCUACUCCUUUUCUGAGCUACCCAUGCCUGAUACCCCUGUGAACCCCCUGGACCUUCUCUGUGCCCUUCUGCUGUCUUCAGAUACCUUUCUGCAGCAGGAAGUCCUGUUGAAGAUGUCCCUCUGCCAGUUUGCACUCCCACUUGUGUUGCCUGAUUCAGAAAAUCACUACCAUACCUUUCUGCUAUGGGCCCUGCGGGGUGUUGUGCGGACGUGGUGGUUCCAGCCCCCACGGGGCCUUGGUAGUUUUCGAGAAGACAGUGUGGUCCUAUCCAGGAUGCCCACCUUUGCCUUUGUGCGCAUGGAUGUCAGCAGCAACUCCAAGUCCCAGCUGCUCAAUGCCAUCCUCAGCCCAGGUCGCCGCCAGUGGGACUGCUUCUGGCAUCGGGACCUCAACUUAGGCACCAAUUCACGAGAGAUCGCAGAUGGGUUAGUAGAAAUUUCCUGGUUUUUCCCCAGUGGCAAAGAGGACUUGGAUGUUUUCCCAGAGCCUAUGGCCUUUCUGAACUUGAGAGGUGACAUUGGGUCUCACUGGCUGCAGUUCAAGCUCUUGGCAGAAGUCUCCUCAGCUGUAUUUAUUUUGACUGACAACAUCAGUAAGAAGGAAUAUAAACUACUAUACUCUAUGAAGGAGUCAACCACCAAGUACUACUUCAUCCUGAGUCCCUACCGAGGGAAGCGGAACACAAACCUGCGUUUCCUGAACAAGCUGAUACCUGUGUUGAAGAUAGACCACUCUCAUGUCCUGGUGAAGGUCAGCAGUACUGACAGCGAGAGCUUCGUGAGGAGGAUCCGCGUGAUUAUGGGCGGUGUGGCACGGUCUCCCUGCAGGAGGGUAUCUGUGGAGGACAUGGCACAUGCAGCCCGUAAAUUAGGCCUCAGAGUUGAUGAGGACUGUGAGGAGUGUCAGAAGGCAAAGGACCGGAUGGAGAGGAUCAUCAGGAAGAUCAAGGAUGUGGACACCUACAGGAGAGAUGAGCUGAGGCUGCAGGGGGACCCUGCCAGGAAGGUAGCCCAAGUGGAAAGGGAGUUCUGCCAGCUCCAGUGGGCCUCGGAGCCACCCGAGAAGCACCGGGCUGAGCUGAGACGGCUGGUCCUAGAGCUGCGGAUGCAGCAGAAUGGCCAGGAGCCCACCUCAGGGGUGCAGGAGUUCAUCACAGGGAUUAGCAGUCCCUCCCUGAGUGAGAGGCAGUACUUUCUGAGGUGGAUGGAAUGGGGGUUGGCUCGAGUGGGCCAGCCACGGCUGAGACAGCCUCCAGAGACUCUUCUUACCCUGAGACCAAAACUUGGUGGGGCCUCAGACUUGAGUGAACCACUCUGGCCUGAACCCUUGGGGGUAGAGCACUUCAUGCGGGAGAUGGGGCAGUUCUUUGAGGCAGAGAGCUGCCUGGUAGAGGCAGGGAGGCUGCCUGCUGGCCAGAGGCGCUUUGCCCACUUCCCAGGCCUGGCCAUGGACCUACUGCUGACUGGGCUGCCGCUGGAGCUGGUUGAUGGGUCCACCCUGAGCAUCCCUGUUCGCUGGGUCACAGGGCUUCUCAAGGAGCUGCAUGUCCGCCUAGACAGGAGAUCUCGACUAGUGGUUCUUUCUACCCUGGGAGUCCCAGGCACAGGGAAAUCCACACUUCUUAACACCAUGUUUGGCCUGCAGUUUGCUACAGGCAGGAGCUAUAGUCCCCGGGGGGCCUUCAUGCAGCUCCUGCCUGUGACUGAGGGCUUCAGCCAGGACCUGGGCUGUGACCAGAUACUGGUGAUAGACUCUGGGGGGUUGAUUAGUGGGGCCUUGGCCUCUGCUGGAGACAGGUUUGAACUGGAGGCUUCCUUGGCCACUCUACUUAUGGGGCUAAGCAAUGUCACUGUAGUCAGUUUAGCUGAAACGAAGGACAUUCCACCAGCUAUUCUGCAUGCAUUUCUGAGGUUGGAAAAAACAGGGCACAUGCCCAACUAUCAGUUUGUGUACCAGAAUCUUCAUGAUGUUUCUGUCCCCAGUCCCAAGCCGAGAGACAGGAGGCAGCUCCUGGAUCCGCCCAGUGACCUGAACAGAGCUGCUGCCCAAAUGGAGAAGCAGGGCGGCGGCUUCCGGACACUGGCAGGCCUGGCAGAGAGGCAGCAUGUCUGGCACAUCCCAGCUCUGUGGCAUGGAGCGCCACCCAUGGCUGCUGUGAGCCUGGGUUACAGUGAGGCCAUUUUUGAAUUGAAGAGAUGCCUGCUAGAAAACAUCAGGAAUGGCUUGUCCAACCAAAACAAAAACAUUCAGCAGCUCAUUGAGCUGGUGCGGCGGCUGUGAAUGUUUGAGUGCAAGGCCUCCUGCAGUGGUCUGUUUUGCCGGGCUAGCAAGGCUGUGUCAGGCACCUGAGAGGUGGCUGGUGCUUGCACAUGAAAAGGAAGACCAGUGACAGGAGUUAAGUAGGCCUCCUCACAGUGUAAAGAAGUAACCUCGUAGACCAGCUCAGAGAUGUCAUUGGGAAUAAUAGGAGGCCUUGGGUGGGGUGGUAGAAGCUGUAAGUUGAUCUCUGCUCCUAAGCCAUGUCAGGGUCCUGAGGGUUGGCUCUCUGGAUAGCUGCUCCUUCAUUGGCUCCUUGAAUUAGGGAACAGCUUCCUUAGUCACUGCAGGUGCUGGCAGGGGAGGACACUCAGUACAUGUUGGGGAUUGUCCUGAGGAAACAGAAGAGGCCUUGCUUCCACUUAACCCAGGGGUCCUUUGUGGACCAGCAUUCAAGGUUUUGAUGAUAUGGCAUCAAAGUGAAAGGCACUGCUAUGGCACUGAGUGUGUGAAGCCCUUCCUGACCCUUGCCCAGGAAGCAUUCGUCAGUUACCCUUUUGUGCUCCAGCACUUUGUCAUACUUCUGCCUCAACACUUCAUGGCACUUGUCACUCGUGUGUUUACUGUCUGGCCCUAGACUGUGAGCUGCUUGAAGGGCAGGGCCUAAACACCAUCCAGCUCUGGGUCCCUAGGACCUGGCACACAUAGGCGCUUAAUAAAUGUUUGUUGAAUUAACAAAUGAAUGUGCACAUAGUAGUGUGCAGGUUCUGCCUCUCUGCUUUCAUUGCCCUGUGUGCUCAGAGAGGACAACGGCCUCUACCCAAGGAGAGGUCUGGAAACAUGCAGAAACAUGUGGCCUUCUUGCAGUUGUUCCUGGGAAAUAUCUAAAUACUUUCACAGUAAGUUGGGUACUUCCAUCUUGCCCCAUUUUGUGGAUGACAAAGGGGAGCCCCAGACUGCAGUGCCUGCAGAGGAGAACAUGAGGGAACCAGCUGCACAUUGUAAAGUCUUCCCAGCAUUCAGAAAUCUUUCCCAGCAAACCAGCCAUCAUUUGAGCCAGGUGCAUGGUCAGGGAUCUUGGGCUCUUGCUCUUUGAUCUUCAACUGGAAUCCUUGCCUAGGCUGGCCAGUCCCAAGGCCCACUGUCACGUCACUAAACUUUAGAAUUCUACCCCACCCAUAUCAACAGGCCUAGGAAUGUCUGUGUUGCUGCUGACGCCUUGGGGCCUCCUUCCAUCUGUGCUUGUCUUCAGAGAAGUCAGGCAGUAGCCUGAGUGCCUCCCUGUGCCUUGUCCUUUUGCCAGACUCGGCAAAGGUGUCCUCUGCCCCAGGGUACUCAUCUACACUCUAGUCUGGAGCCUUUUCUUGAACAAAAGGUACUACUAUCCCUCUUCUGCUGGCCUGGCUCCCUGGGGUCCCAGGAUGACUUGGUGCUCACCUGGUGUCAGAGGUCAUGUGCAGCAAGUGGGAGGUGAUCAUGGAACUUUGCAAGCCUGGUAUUUGACAGAUGCAUUUAGGAUAAGGGGCAUCUGAUCCUCAGGCACUAGAAACUUUCAUCUCUCCCUAGAUCAUUAACAUAACAACUUGUAAUGUGUUGGUUCCGUUAGAAAUAACAAAACCAUUCCUUUCCCCUUUAAAAAUUUAAACUUUUCCCACCAGAGCCACAGAAGCUUUCCUGGAGCUUCCCUUGUACUGCAGGAAUUUCACUCAGCCACAACUCUUAGAAUUGCUGUGGAUCAGGAGCCUGUGAGAUAGCUCAGUGGGGAAAAGCAUUGCAUCAAAGCCUGUCUACCUGAGUUUGAGCCCCAGAAGUCCCAAUAAAGGUGGAAGGAGAGAAUUCCCCAGAAUUGUCCUGACUGACACAAAUGGUGCCAUGUCAUACCCCCUCCCUAUCAUACAAUAAUAAAAAUUAGGGUAUUUCUCCUGUGGAGUCCUUCCAGCUCUUGGGAGUUCUUUUUUCACCUUUCCUUAAUUUACAUUUAAAGAAUGAAUAUCAACCAGUAUCCUAAAAUUGGACACAAGGACCAGGCCUCACAAUGGCCUACAACCCCUGCCCCCCAACUGUUGAUGGGGGUGUGUACCUGUAAUGCCAGCACUUGAGAGAAGAAUCCCACAUUCAAGGCCAGUCUGGGUUAUAUAGCAAGACCCUGUCUCCAAGAAAAUACGUGAAUUCUGUCCAUAGUUCAAAAAUAAAAUUAAGUACAAAUUCCUAACAUUUAAGUAUAUGCACAGAGUUUGUAACUUCAGCAUUUUCAAACGGAUACGGGUUUGGGGCCAGUAUGGUGGGGCACAUUUAUAAUCUUAGCAUUUGGGAAGCUGAGGAAGAUUAAGUUAAAGGCCAGCUUGGGCUACAUAGUGAGACCCUAUCUCAACCCUAAACGGAAAACAUAAGUUAGGGAAGUUAUUCUGUAUGAUCUCAGGACCUGAGUAUCAAAACUUGAGAAAACCUAAGAGUAGGAGCAGAUUUAUAAUGAGAGGUGGUGGGGCCUGGCUUGGAAGCAGGACAUUAUGGAGGGAUUCUACUGUUAGGGUGAAGUUGACAAUUGCCACUUGGGUGCAGGAAUCAUCUUGAGCUCAGUGACUCCUGGAAAUCCCUUGGGUGCGUACCUUGCCAUGUGUGAGGGGCUAUGAAAGGGAUUUCAGGGUUGCUCUUAGGAAACGGACUUCAACAGCUGGACCCAGUGUGAUCCCUGUAUUCAAAAGUAUAGCCUGGGUGCAAAAAACAAAAACCUUCCCCACAUUCAAAUUUUUCUAACCCCUCGGACUUGCUGGCAGCCUUGGAGCUCAGAACACCAAGCAUCAGUCUGCCCUUUCAAGCUUUGGAUGUUCAUAGCCAGAGGUCACUCCUGUAUCUUAUCUAAAACAUCUUUAGGGUCUGAGAAGCUAGAGUUUACCACUUUGGCUAUGCACAUUUCCAUCUUGCUCAGUGAUGAGAGCCACUGGAAAAGUGAGGGCAGAGCAGCAGGCCACUCCUUCGGCAAUUUGUGACUGAAAAUGUGAACCAAACAAGUGCCAUCUUGGAGAAAGAAGGUCCAAGAGUUUGAGACAAAAUCUGCUUUUUGUCUGCUUCAGCACACAGGAUACCUGGCCUGGUCUCAAUCUUGCCUCCUAAUAACAUGACCCUUGAGCAAAAGUUACUUGGCAUCUCUAAGCUCAGUAACCCCACCUGAUGAGUGCUUGAAGGUAUGGAGGCAUACUCUGUGCACAGGACAGGGUGCCAAACUCCAUGUUUCAAAUGCCUUAACAUGGUCAAAUCAGGAGUUAUCCUAAAGUCAGUUUAGGGGGAGGACCUUUGCAUGCUAAGCAAGUGCUGAGACAUCCCCUUUUUUCUCUUUUUCCUUUUCCUUUCUUAGUCUUUUCUGCUUCCCUUCCCCUUCCUCUCUUCCUCCUCUCCCCCCCCUUCCCUUCCCUUUUGAUUUUAAUUAGUGUAUGUCUGUGUGUGUUUAUGUGGGAGUGCAGGUGCCAGAGGAACACAGAGGCACCCAAUCCUGGGGCUGGAAUUACAGGGAGCUGCCUGACAGUCCCGAGAACCAAAUUCCAGUCCUCUGCAGGAUCAGUAUGCACUCUUAACCACUGAGCCAACACUCAAGCCCACCUUUGGAUUUUUUUUUCAGACAGGGUCUCACUAUGUAACCCAGGCUGGCCUCAAAUACUAUGUAGCCCAUGCUGGCUUCAAACUUGAGCUACCUUCCAGAGUGCUAUGAUUAUAUCUGUGCAUGUCCAGGCCCACCCUCUUUAACAGUUCAAAACAUAUAACAUGAUUUGUUGAAAUAAAACCCUUGUCUCAACUGUU
Messenger RNA from Nannospalax galili (Upper Galilee mountains blind mole rat), 6672 nucleotides. RefSeq names its product up-regulator of cell proliferation. The record is from RefSeq and is a predicted model, not a curated record. Gene Ontology annotation, molecular function: GTP binding. The transcript is spliced from 6 exons. NCBI's taxonomy places the organism in Eukaryota, Metazoa, Chordata, Mammalia, Rodentia, Spalacidae. Bases 247 to 2904 code for a protein of 885 amino acids.